AUGUCGUCCGUGAACUUGAAGAUCAAACCAAUUCAAGCACCAGGUGGCGAAACAGCUGAGUUUCUCCUCAGCAUUGACACAGCAGCCACAGUGGAAGAGCUUAAAGAGAAGGUCGCACAAAAAGUGAACAUCCCUGCGAAGAAUAUUCGUUUGGUAUGUGCUGGUCGGAUUUGGCAGGAUGCCCACACCAUAGGCUCCUACGAGCCGCAAGAUGGGGUGGUCGUGCAUUGCCUAAACAACCCACAGAGGGAUGCACCUGCAACCGAUCAAACUCUUGCGCCAGCAAACCCGAUGUCACAGAUGAUGGGGGCUCCACCCCCAACUUCGGGUGAUCCAUUUUCCCAGAUGAUGGCGCAGACCCAACAGCAGAUGAUGAAUAAUCCAGAGAUGAUGCAACAGCUCAUGAAUUCGCCAAUGGUCCAGCAGAUGAUGAGUAAUCCAGAGAUGUUGAGAGCGAUGGUCCGUAUGAAUCCGCAGCUCAACGAGCUUAUGGAACAGCGGCCCGAGAUUGCGAGGAUGCUAGAAGAUCCUGAGCUGCUCCAGCAAUCCUUGAGGAUGGUAGCUAACCCUUCUCUCAUGAGAGAGAUGACCAGAAAUGCUGAUAGAGCCCUUGGCCAGUUGGAUGCCAUGCCUGGAGGGCACAAUGCCCUCGUGCGAGCUCAUGAGGAGUUUGCAGAUCCACUUUUUGAGGCCAUGGCUGGUGGCAGUUCCAAUCCCAGCACUACCGUGGUGGACUAUUCCCAAGACACGUCCUCAGCACCAAACAGUGAAGCCCUACCCAAUCCAUGGGGUCCACCCCCAAGCGCGAACGAGCCAACCAAUCCUUUUCCUGCCUUCCCAGGACAAGGCCCCAAUCUUGGCCGGGAAAUGCCGCCCUUGACGCAGCCUUUGGCCCCCACUCCCAGCCCCAGCACCUCCAGCCCAGGCAUCGGUGCGGGAGGUGUACCCAUGACGAAUCCUAUGGGAAUGAUGGGUGCGAACCCAUUCCUUGGCGCGUUGGGAGGAAUGGGAGGAAUGGGAGGAAUGGGCGGAAUGGGCGGAAUGGGCGGAAUGGGCGGAAUGGGUGGCAUGGGUGGCAUGGGUGGGAUGGGUGGCAUGGGUGGUGCGGGUACUUCGCCUCCUACCCUGGGCUCCUUCCCACUACAUCCGAAUCCAUCCGGCUAUGGAAACAUGCCUGGCUUUGGGAUGCCGAACAUGACAGCGAUGAUGAACGCCAUGAAUGCAGCGAUGGGCGGUGGAGGCCUUGCUGGUCAAGCUCCAGCGGCCACACCAAGCCCAGAUUUGCAGAGAGUGAGAUUUGCAUCACAAUUGGCGCAGCUUUCAGCCAUGGGCUUCAACAAUGAGGCUGCCUGUCUUAGAGCUUUGGCGCAGCAUGAGGGCCGGGUAGAUGCAGCAAUUGACUCCUUGCUUUCAGGGGAUGGGGGUGACGACAACCCCUAA
Messenger RNA from Durusdinium trenchii, 1440 nucleotides. The record is from the annotation of a GenBank genome assembly. NCBI's taxonomy places the organism in Eukaryota, Dinophyceae, Suessiales, Symbiodiniaceae.